Bufo bufo (common toad) is the source of this 718-nucleotide messenger RNA. Its product is annotated as gastrula zinc finger protein XlCGF66.1-like. NCBI's taxonomy places the organism in Eukaryota, Metazoa, Chordata, Amphibia, Anura, Bufonidae. The record is from RefSeq and is a predicted model, not a curated record. Gene Ontology annotation, biological process: regulation of DNA-templated transcription. The coding region runs from base 170 to 718 and encodes 182 amino acids. The transcript is spliced from 6 exons.
CCCUUCAGUCUUCCCCCCCCAGCAACCUAUCAGCAGUGACCUGCAGGGGGCGGCAUCAGGAGUGAGAGGACAGAGCAGGACACUGGAGGCUCCUGUGGUUUCUACAAUAUAGGAUCCGUUCAGUGGAUAUCUUCUAUAUAAGAUCCUUCUCCUGAUUGACCCGGCAAGGAUGGAGAGGGACAGGGACAAGAUGGCGGAGAGUAUAAUAAAUCUCACCCUAGAGAUCCUCUUCCGGCUUACUGGAGAGGACUACACAGUAGUGAAGAAGACCUCUAGUGAGCGCUGUCAGGACCCUGUGUCUGAAGGAUGGGGCAGAACCAUGAGCCCAAUCACGGGGCCUCCACCUCACCCCCUGAUACAUGAGGAAAUCAAUAGAGAGAAGAUCCUAGAACUUACCAACAAGAUGAUUGAGCUGCUGACUGGAGAGGUUCCUAUAAGGUGUCAGGAUGUCACCGUCUAUUUCUCCAUGGAGGAGUGGGAGUAUUUAGAAGGACACAGAGAUCUGUACAAGGACAUCAUGAUGGAGGAUCACCGGCCCCUCACACCACCAGUUAAGGAAGAGAGAAGAACACUGCAGAGAUGUCCCAUUCCUCUUCUUCCACAGGAUAAUUCAGAAGAACAUCACAAUGUCCCACAGGAUGAUCAGGUAGAUGGAUAUAAGGACAUCAUGGUGGAGGAUGACCGGCCUCUCACACCACCAGCUUGUGAGUCCGGGUGA